Messenger RNA from Aspergillus welwitschiae, 5763 nucleotides. Its product is annotated as sterigmatocystin biosynthesis fatty acid synthase subunit beta. Bases 1 to 5763 code for a protein of 1920 amino acids. Gene Ontology annotation, biological process: long-chain fatty acid biosynthetic process. The record is from RefSeq and is a predicted model, not a curated record. Lineage: Eukaryota; Fungi; Ascomycota; Eurotiomycetes; Eurotiales; Aspergillaceae. Gene Ontology annotation, cellular component: fatty acid synthase complex. Gene Ontology annotation, molecular function: [acyl-carrier-protein] S-acetyltransferase activity; enoyl-[acyl-carrier-protein] reductase (NADH) activity; fatty acid synthase activity. The transcript is spliced from 20 exons.
AUGCAUCUACACGCUAGUGGAAAAUAUUGCCGCGGAAGGAAUUUGACCCCAUAUCGCGAUCUCGGACUGGCCAGGAGCGUCGUUGACAAGCAAAGGAAUGAACUAGUGUGCGCUAUUUCUUCUUCCGGUGUGGCAUGCCCAGCCCCGACCGAUGCCAUGUGUGCUACUCUCUCGCCCUCGCCUCCAGUGUCUGAAGCAUCGUCUCCGGCUCGUUCUCUCACUGUUGACCUUUCUUUCGACCUUUCAGGCAGCAAGCUAGUUUUACCGAUUCCUAUCAGGCACUUCCAAUGCCUGCAGUCAUAUAGAACGGCGUUCAUAUUGCAUUUAUCUUCGAUAUCUGAAAGCAAUGCAUUGCAGGAGCCAUCACUUCUAUGCUUGGCUUUCAUCAAAUUUCUUCUCGCUCGAGAAGGUUUCUCCAGAGAUUCGGUAGCGGCUGUAUUGCGAGCUUUUGAGACUGAAUUCUUGCACGGCGAUAACGACAUACAUUGCCUCAUCACGGAGUUGACUACGGUCGCUAGCGAAAGGCAGAAGUGGUUAAGGAUAUACUACGACGCUGUUGAGGCCAGUGAUUAUUUAACACUUGCACCCUCGCGCAGCUCAUUCCGGCCUAGUGCUUUAUUUGACCAUGUGUUGGCUGGCGAAUUUCGCCUGAUGGCUGUGUUUGGUGGCCAGGGCGAGGCAAGUCGGACAUGUGUGCAAGAGUUGGCAGACCUAUACGCAACAUAUAGGUCUUUAGUAAGGUCCUUUAUCGAGCAGUCUGCUACUUUGCUUUCCGAGCUUUCUAGGCUUCCAGUUUCCUGGUUCUCCCGCCGUGGACAGUCAUUGGACCUGAUGUCGUGGAUCAGCGACGCAUCUACUAUCCCGGAAUGUGAAUACAUGGCCCAGGCUCCGAUCAGUGUCCCGGUUAUUGGGCUGCUGAGCCUGGCACGAUAUAUGGUGACCUGCCGGGUUCUGCACAUGCACCCGGGCCAGCUACGUGGGUUGCUUUCUGCAACUACCGGACACUCACAAGGUUUAUUAGUAUCAACAGUCAUAUCCAUGUCUGAUUCCUGGGAUACAUUCAAUGCCAACUCUCAUUUUGCAGUCGAAGCUCUGUUUUGGCUAGGAGUUGAAUGCCAUCAAUCUGCACCCAAUAGCUCUUCACGACUGAGCGCGUCCGCCUCGAGUGAGACCAAUGCUGUGCCAUCGUAUAUGCUUGGUGUCCGCAGUGUUUCCGGAGACCAGCUGGAGUGUAUACUAGGUCGCUUGAACAGAACCCUUAGCAAAUGGGCGGGACAAUUUGUGGUGGCAGGGCCAAUUGUGUCCUUGGUCCAUAUGGAUAAUACUAGUCGGGUUCCCUUCAGCAGCCGAAAGCCCGCUAUUCAACAUGGAUUUCUCCCAAUUACUGUAACAGCCCUGAAGUUGCGGUUUGCAAGACAAUACAUCAAGUCAGAGCAACUGAAAAUUCCCGUCUACCACACAAAUAUACUGCACGCUAUUUUCGAUGCGAUUGCUCGGGAGAAUUGCGAUUGGCCGGUAGCUUUAUCUGGACCCUCACGGACAGGUGACAGAUGCAUUUCCCCAUCGCAUAUCAUUGUUUUCGAUCGCGGUGGACUCGGCGGUGUUCGCGUUAUUCAAGGCGGCGAUCUCGAUUCUCGCGACCCUGAUAUAGGUACCAUGCGAGAUUUGCCUCUGAGCUGGGUGCAACAGUUUCAACCGCGUCUGAUCGCAGGUUGCUUAGAGACCCGGAUUUCGAGAUUGCUGGGCACCCCUCCGGUGAUUGUAGGUGGCAUGACACCGACUACUGUUCAUUGGGACUUCGUUUCCGCCAUCAUGAAUGCUGGAUAUCAUGCAGAACUCGCUGGGGGUGGCUACAGGAACAGCUCCGACAUGACCACCGCAAUCAAUGAUCUUGUUGCACAUAUCCCCCCAGGUCGAGGUAUCACUUGCAAUAUUAUAUAUGCUAACCCCCAAGCCAUGCGCUGGCAAAUAGCCUUGCUACGUCGACUAUCCCAUAACCGCGUCCCUAUCGACGAGGUAGCAUCCCAGUAUAUUCGAACUUUAGGACUGCGCCAUAUUGGCUUCAAACCAGGAUCGGCACAUCCUGACUUUCCAAUUAUGUUACAAUGGACAGGUGGGCGUGGCGGAGGCCAUCACUCUUUCGAGGAUUUCCACGCCCCAAUACUUAGUACUUACGGGACUAUUCGACAGCAGCGUAAUAUAUAUCUAGUAGCUGGAAGUGGUUUUGGCAAUAGCGAUAGUAUAUACCCUUACAUAACCGGGCAAUGGUCACUACCGUUCGGAUACCCCUGCAUGCCCUUUGAUGCUCGGGAAGCACACACUUCAUCGGCUGUGAGGGAAAUCAUCUUCAAGACACCUGGUGUUCCUGACUGGGAAUGGGAGAAAACGUACUCUGGACCCGCUGGUGGGGUAAUCACGGUACAGUCAGAGAUGGGCGAACCCAUCCACAAGAUUGCAACCAAGGGUGUUAGGUUAUGGGCAGAUAUGGACCGAACCGUUUUCUGUUUGCCUCGAAAAGAACGGGCUGCAUACCUGCAAAAGCAUCGGACUUCGAUAAUACAGCGCUUGACCACGGGAUUUGCCAAGCCGUGGUUUGGCCGCAACAGUUUGGGUAACAUUGUCAACCUGGAAGACAUGACUUACACUGAAGUGUUGGGUCGUAUGGUAGAGUUGAUGUAUGUCAAGCACCAGAAACGGUGGAUUGACCCAUCAUAUGUUGGCUUCACCAUGGCCAUGGCCACUCGAGCAUUAGAGCGCCUACUUCGUUCGGUUCUAUCCGAGAAUCCGAUGCAUGCUUCCGAGGAGAUUAUAAAUCCAGAGGACGUUUCCUUCUUUCUGAUGAGGAGUAAAAUGCCAGACCGGAAGCCAUUCUAUUUCAAGAAAGACUCGCUUUGGCAGGCAGAGGAUAUUGAUGCUGUUGGCCCGGUGGCAGCUCAAUACUCCGUUAGGCAUGAUGAUGGCCUUAUUGAACGUAUGCAGCGUGAUGUCAGUACCGACAGCUCUUCGCCUAGCUUGGGCAGUGGGCUGGUCACCCCGGAGUCUUGGUCUUCAAUAUCGGGUGCCAAGGACAUUGCGGCUUCAGAGUCUGAUGAACGUUCCCCCUCUGUUACCAUUGGCACAGGGCGAAAUUGGCCUCCGUGGCUACGGGCCAUUUUCGAAGCCAAGGUCAUCUCUCGUAAUCGACGUCGCCAGAAUAAUCCAUUUCAGCAGUUCAUCGCAUCAUACCCUGCCACGAAAGUUCGAUACGAUGCUAACCAUUCAGAGGCGUGUGUGACAGUUCAUGAUGCGUGUGGAGCUACUUCUCUCAUGAAAGUGUCAUGUCUAGACGGUGUCGAGAUUAAAGUGGAACUCUGUCCUCCUCAAGUCUCUGAUCCACUUGAAUUGGUGUACCUAAUUCAUCCCAGUGACAUCCCGUUCUCGAUUACUGAGAUCACCUCGAAGCGGAAUGCGCGCGUGAGGACCUUCUAUAGAAAGCUUUGGCUACAGGGAAAAUCUGACACCGGCAUACAAGAGACUUACUACGGUCGAGAGAUGGUUCUCACGCGCGACCUGCUGGAUGAUUUGAUUGCCGCCGUGGGUCCGGCAUUUUCGGAUUCCCGGCUCAUCAAAACGAGCUCGGAUUUCCUGCCAAUCAGCGCUGGGAUAAUAAUUGCAUGGGAAGUUAUCACCAAACCUUUGGUAACUGGAGAGAUCAAUGGUGAUUUGUUGCAUCUGGUGCACCGUUCUAAUACAUUCGAUUACUGUGCCAGUGCGGGUACAUUGCGUGUUGGUGAUGGUGUCAGCUGUCGGUCGCGGGUGCAAGCUGUGUAUGUGGAGGAUGCAGGCAAAGUGGUUGUUAUUGAAGCCCAGAUAUUUCGAUCGGGAAAAGAGGUCAUGAAGAUCAAGUCUACCUUCUUGUUUCGAGGUUCACUCCGCUCAGGGUCGACAUUCAGACGGGGACGAUCGCAAUGGGUACUCCGCCUCGAAUCGAACUUGGAAGAAACGGUCCUGCGGAGUCGCCCGUGGUUUCACCUGCACGAUACUGCUACAGCCCUUGUUGGUAGAGAUCUUGUCAUCAGUAUAGAGACUCAUGAAGUGGACAAGGAGAGUGGCUUCAAGAGUCUUCGUGUGAUCGGUACCGCUUGCUUACAAGAUACUAGUGGCCUUGGUCAAGAGGUGGGAUUUGUUGACUUUGAGUGCGAGCAUUGCGUUGGAAAUCCCGUGCUGCAAUUUCUCGAGCGCAAAGGAGGUCCUCUGAGUAGGCAAAUUAUGCUACAGAAACCAGGGUGGACUGGUCCCUCGUCGAUCGACGUACAAAUGCCAGUCAGUAACCAGGCAUACGCUGAGAUAUCCACGGAUUUUAACCCGAUACAUGUGUCAACUAUUUUCGCCUCUUUAGCAGAUCUCCCGGGCACGGUAUGUCACGGAAUGAAUACCUCGGCAGUUGCGGUAGCAGCAUUGGAGCAUCUAGCUCUCGAAGGCGAUCGCUCGCGUCUCCGACAAUUUACAGCAAAGUUCAGCGGGAUGGUUAUGCCACUAGAAAAGCUGGUGGUACAAAUACAGCAUGCCGGGAUGAUCAAUGGGCGCAUGCAGUUAACAGUUGAUGUUGUCCGGAAAGACAGCCAAGAAAAGGUGCUAGAAGCAGAAGCCGUUAUUGACCAGCCUGCAACCGCUUAUCUCUUCACCGGCCAAGGCAGCCAGAGCAAGGGAAUGGGAAUGGAUCUGUAUCAGUCAAGUCCGGUGGCCAAAUCUCUGUGGGAUGAAAUUGAUGCGCAACUGUAUGCGUCGUAUGGUUGGUCUGUGUUGGACAUUGUUAAGAAUAAUCCGAAGUCGGUAACUGUUCACUUUGGAGGCAAGCGAGGCCGCCAGAUCCGAAAGAACUAUCUCGCCAUUACUACGGAAACAGUGCAGACCGAUGGAUCCCGUGUCGAGACUCCUGUUCUGCAGGGUCUCAGUCCAUGUUCACCAUCUUACACAUUUACUGACUCACGGGGACUGUUAUACUCCACCCAGUUUGCUCAACCGGCAAUUUUGCUAUUCGAAGCGGCGGCAGUAGCCGACCUGCGUAGCAAGGGCUAUGUAUCGCCGGAUGCAAUGUAUGCCGGUCAUUCGUUGGGAGAGUUCGGGGCUUUGUCGGCGCUGUCCGCUUCGAUCCCAAUGGGAGCCCUGGCCGAGUUGGCGUUUUACCGGGGACUUAUGAUGCAGGCGUCUGUGGCAGGAGGAAACGGGAACGCGUACGGAAUGGUGGCGGUCAAUCCUAAACGCGUGGGACCAUUCUUUGAUGAAGCAGGUUUGAGUAGGCUGGUGCAAGCGAUUGGUCUGGCUAGUGAGGAGCUUCUGGAGGUAGUCAACUAUAACAUCGAGGGUGAGCAAUACGUGUGUUCAGGGACGGUUACAAAUCUCUGGGUGCUUGGGCGGCUGCUAGACUACAUCGGAGAGUCUGAUGGACCGGAGCUUCAAUAUGACAGUGUCAUCCUUCAGCUAUUCUCUGAUGCAAAAGCACUAUCGCCACCAAUCCAGCUUCGGCGAGGGCGAGCCACAAUUCCACUGGAAGGCAUUGACGUGCCCUUUCACUCGAGCCACCUGCGAUCCACGGUGGACCGGUUCCGACAGUGCUUGCUCCGGCAGGGGUUCCUGGAGGGAAACGUGGACCUGGAGGCACUGCGACGGUACAUACCCAAUGUGAUGGCGCGACCAUUUUCGGUGGAUGAGGAAUAUAUUCGGGAGGCAUACGAGCGGACGCACAGUCCCGUCUUAAGGGAGAUCUUAGGAAAGAGUGUGUAA